AUGGGAAAAAUAAAUUUCGUGAAGAAGAAACUGCGCAUAAUCGAAAAAGGGCCUGCCAGGAACGGAAAAGUUUUGAAGAAGAUGAGAGAAUCGCCUGAACCGGAUGCCAGACCUAAAUUGAGCAAAAAAGUAAGAUUUUUGCAUUGUUUUUUUGAAUUUUUGGUAAUUCUGCCUGGUGUUGACUGUUAUAACACGUUAAUUUGUCUGAAGCAACUUAAAUUAGCUUUACUGUGGUCUCAGGAUUUUAAAAAAUGUAAACCACUUGCGGAAUUAGCAAAAAAUCGUUCAAAUUUGAUCAAAAUUUCGAUCUAUCAUCAAGGAUAACAUAAUUUUCAGUUUUUGACCUUGAACUCUAAUUGUUUAUUUAAUACCCCGUUUCGGAGUAGUCUAGGAACUGUUACGUGACUUUUAGAACAUGCAUACGCUUCAGUAAGAACGGUAAUAGCUCAUCAUUUUGUUGUGUGCUAUGAACACUUUGUAAAACUCACGUAGAUGGGGGUGCGGAACAAGAUGAGGAGGAGAUAUUUAAGGCGAAAUGUUUUUGAUGUUCUAAGGGUGAGAAAGCACGUAGUCAGUUGUGAUGAUUACGACAUUUGGAAAAAUUGAGAUCAAGGAUAAAGUGGCUAGUAUAACAAGUUUGAUCCAAAGUUCGGUAAAUAUUUUUUUCUGAAAUAAAGAAGAUGUCUAGAUAAGCUUCUAAUUGUCCUUGAUAAACUUUGUAGCGAUUAAUUAUAGCGGGGGGACCUGAUCCAGAGGCAAAAAGCGUCCAUUUUGCAUCCGGGAAGUAUCGAAAAUGUGGCAAAAUGCUUCCCUCUCCAAGUGAAAAAAACUCAUUUUGAAGGAUGUCCUUUAGAAAUGGGAGUUUUUUCACUUGGAGAGGGAAGCAUUUUGCCACAUUUUUGAUGCUUUUCGGAUGCAAAAUGGUUCGUUUUUUGCCUCUGGAUCAGGUCCCCCCUGUAGCGGAAAUGUCUAGAUAAGCUUCUAAUUAUCCUUAUUAAACUUUGUAGCGACUACUUAACUACUUACAGUUGUUUUCAGAAGUUACGAGUGAGAAAUCUGUUAGAGGAAAACCUAAGACUAUGUGAUCCCGAAAUCUUCAAAGAAGAGGCUUUGAAUCAAACACAUACCGAUGAUUUUUUCACGCUCAGUCGAUUAAUUACCCCUAUGACGCAUCAUUUCUUGAAUUCUGGUAAGUUUAUGCUAUGAUUUAUGUUACACUUGACAUUACACUUGGAAAAAAAUUUUUGUUUAGGUAUUCCUUCUGAAAGUUUGAUUGCAAUCCGCGACAUUUGGCGACUCCCUUCGAAGCCCACGGACACCAAACCAUACAAAACUUGCGCCGGCGUUUCUCUGAAGAAGGCGGAUAUUUACACCUUGCGGAUCGGAGAACUCUUGAACGAUGAGGUCAUCUACGCCUAUCUGCAAUUGAUCAAAAAGCGUUCGGAGGAGGUUCAAGGACUCCCAAAAGUAAGAUUAGUUUUAUUCUUCCAUAUUUUUUCAAUUUUUAGGUCUAUUGUUUCAACACCUUCUUCUACCCCGCUUAUUUUGAAGGCGGAUACACUAAGGUAGCCCGAUGGACGAAGAAUGUGAACAUCUUCGAGUACGACCUGGUCUUUGUCCCAAUAUUUCACGGCGAACAUUGGUCGUUGCUCAUCUGGGACUUCCGCAACAAGUGUAAGAUUUAUUUGGACUCGUUGGAGGUCCCUGAAGGUGAAGAUAUUCGGACGUUGGCCACUAUUUACUUCAACAUGACAGAGUGAGUAAUUUGGAAUUGCAUUUCCCGCGUUUCGAGAUUUUUUUCACAUCGAAAAUUAAAAUUUUUUUCAAGUUGCAUAGUGUAAUAUAAUUUUUUUAGCAAAUACCUCAAAGACGAAGCCAAAAGCAGAGGAAAAGAUCCUCGAGAAGUAAAAAAGCUCAAAAAAAUUGUGGUGGUAAGUUUUUUUCAACAAUUUUUUCUUCGAAUUUUAGAGAAAUGCAAAAAAAUUUUGCUUCAGAACCGACCGAUUCAAAGAAAUGAGACCGACUGCGGGGUGUACGUUUGUUUGUUCGCAGAAUAUGUUGCAAGAGGCUGCACAUGCUUCGACUUCUUCCAUGACUUCAUCUACAAGUUCAGAGCCAAGAUUUGCCACGAAAUUUUGGCCGAGAAACUGAUGUGGACUUUAAAUGGGCCGAGACCAGUGAAGCUUGUUCAUGAAAAUAAUGGAGGAGAAGUUGAAAAGGAGGUGGAAGAACCGAUGAAGGCAGAAAGCAGCAAAAAUUUUGGAAAUGGAGACGUGGAGAAGGAAAAAACACGAGAAAUUGUGAGUUUUACCUAGUACAAUAUACAGGGUGCGCCAAAAAAAAUGGACAAAAAUUUUUUGCCAAUAUCUGGCUCUGGGUCAAGGUAUUUGGGGAAACGUUUAGAUGGAAUAAAUAGCGACGUUCAAGCAAUAUAUUAGCGGUAAGAACGGAGGUAUAACUUUAUCUCAACUUUUUUCUUGGGAGUUCAAGUUGACCAUGUUCUGAUCGCAAUUCUCGAAAGCGUGUCGUCUGGAAAGUGAGGCAUAAAUAUUUUUUGAGGCGUCACGAAAACUUCAAAUAAAAGUUCUCCAAUUCGUUAGGAUCUUUACUAUCACAUACAUAAAGGAAUAGUAUUAGUAACCUUUCAUUUCAAUACUAUGGACAUCCAAACUUGAGUAGCAGAGCAUUAAAAUAAAACCCGAAAUUCCGAAAACCAGAAAAAAUAUUGUAGUGAGAAAAUGAUGAGGCUUCGGGCAACUGUAAAGUUUUGAGUUAAUUCCCGGCUGAGGACUUACUGAACACACGGAUUUUUUGCUUUUCAGCGUCGUCAUGCUUGGAGGUAGUGACAAAAUUCCAAAAAAAUGGACGAAAACCGGAGAUUUUUCUUUAAAGAUAUGCUGCAAAGCUGCGGUUGAUUCUACCUCGCUCAAACGGCACUUACUAUAUAAAUCUACGUCUGCUCUAUAGCGUCAAAAAGUUUCAUGCUGAAACCUCUGCUUUCAGCGGAGAUCGGAGGGUUCAAACGGGGACAGGUGGGAGCCCGCAAAAGUACCGUGUCAGUGGCUUCUUUUCUUAACUUUCGGAAACACUGAAGCCGUGUCUUGCAUCUCUCCGUUGAAUCAACGCAUGGCCCGCAUAGAAUAGAAUAUGGGGGACAUCUCAUGCCGGUUUUUACAAUUAUUCUACCCGAUAAAGCCGAGAUAUUCAAUUUAGAAGCCAUUCGUUCCAACGACCUGGAAAGAUCUGGGUCAGUCCGAUUUCUGAAGCUCUUCUUCAGAGCCGGAGCCUUUUCUGUUUUGGGUCUACCGCUUCCUGGGAACCUCUGGAUGCUGCCAACAUCCCUAAACAUAUAUGAAGUCCGGGUGACAGUUGUACGGAGAGAACCACAACGACAAACAAUUUUCUUCCGGGAAAAUUCUUUAGAAAAUAAAAACACAUUUUGGUACCUCUUCGCAUUUUUGUCCAUAUUGCAAAAAUGUGAAGGCAAAGUAAAAAAGGGAUUUAAAGGGUUUGCAAGUGACUGGUUUGUGGUCAUAAUGGUCACUUUUUCCCUACUCGUACCGCUUUUCGUGGCGAGACACAAACGUUUUUAUUUUUGUCCAUUUUUUUUGGCGCACCCUGUAAUUUUUUUGAUGAAUGGAAGAUUAAUGGUUUCAAAAUGUUGACAUUUGAUUGGUUGUUGUUUUUUAGCUUAAGAUUUGUGGGUUUACUUUGUUUUAGAUCAAAAUUUCUAAAAUUAAAGUUUUUGUCUAGUGUAAUAUAAAUUUUAGGUAUUUUUGGCGAUUUUUUUAUGUUUUUAGGGACUAAGCUUAACGUAGCGAGAAAUUAGAUCAUUUAUUAAGUUUCCUUUAUCUUUUUGAAUAGAAUUAGAGUAGUUUUAACACCUAAAAUAAUGCCCAAUCUUUUAAUCUGUAGAUUCACAGGAAGGUCCUGAUCAGAAAGCAGAAGCUCAAGAGAAGCCCACAGAACCAGGAACAAGUGGAAAAUGGCCAGAAAAACAUUCAGAAUCCAACGAAAAAUCAAAAUGGAUUGGAAAUUCGGAAUCUCCAAGAAGAAAAUCCGCGGACAGUUGCCAAAUUCUCAAAGAAGGCGAAGAGGAGGAAGGUAUCAGCAUUAUUGAAGAGAAAAAUGCAGGAAAAUGUGAGCGAAGAAGAAGUUUCAUUGGGAAAUCUGAAGAAAAUCGGAAAAUUGAAGAAAAAACCUCGUCUGUUGACAACGGAGGAGCCCUUAGAACCGAGCACGUCCCUCCAAUCAAACGCCCGAGAUCCGCAACAGAAGAGAUCCUCGCAAGAAGGCGUCAGAAUCAAGAAAUUCCUCAUAAAAAACCACAAAAAGUCGUCGUUACCUAA
Messenger RNA from Bursaphelenchus xylophilus (pine wood nematode), 4349 nucleotides. The record is from the annotation of a GenBank genome assembly. NCBI's taxonomy places the organism in Eukaryota, Metazoa, Nematoda, Chromadorea, Rhabditida, Aphelenchoididae.